Messenger RNA from Closterium sp. NIES-65, 2856 nucleotides. Lineage: Eukaryota; Viridiplantae; Streptophyta; Zygnematophyceae; Desmidiales; Closteriaceae. The record is from the annotation of a GenBank genome assembly.
AUGUCUAAGCGGGCCGGCGACUACCACCACGAGAACGGCCGGGAGAAGCGGCGCGAGCGGGACGAGCGGAGCGACGCGGAUGUCGUCUUCCGCAUCCUCUGCCCCCAGGCGCGGAUCGGAUCGCUCCUUGGGAAGCACGGCGUGAUCAUUCAGAGCAUUCGCGAAUCCACCGGGGCGCGCCUGAAGCUCGCGGAUCCGAUCCCCGGCACGGACGAACGCGUUAUAAUCAUCUCCGCUCGUAGCGACAAACACUUUCGCAGCGGCGACCCUGCGACUGACGGCGACGCGGCUGUGGAUCGCCCGGACGACUGGUCCGUCGCACAGGAAGCCCUGAUUCGCGUGCAUGCGAGAAUCGCCGACGCGGAUGGCGACAAUCGCGAGUUUCGCGAUAAGGAUGGGGCAGAAGGUGGUGCUAGUAAUGGAGCUGCCAAUAGCGGAGGGACCCCCGCGAGGCUGCUCGUGCCGAGCAGUCAGAUCGGGUGUCUUCUGGGGAAGGGCGGUUCUAUCAUUGCGGGCAUGCGGCAGGACAGCGGCGCGCACAUCAGGAUCUUCAAUAAGGACAAACUGCCGCCCUGCGCACUCCCGACGGACGAGUUAGUUCAGGUGACUGGCGAGUAUCCUGUGGUCCAGAAGGCCCUAGAGCUCAUCUCCAUCCGCCUCCGCCGCUCGCCUCCUCGCGAUCCCCCCAACUUCCUCGCCAUGCACCCCACGUCUGGUCACCAUCAGCCUGCUGGUUACCAGCCGGCGCCUGGUUACCAGGCGUCGGGUUACCACCGUGGAGCUGAUUCGUACCCCCCUCGGUCCGCCCCAGCUGCGGCCUUCCCCCCGCAAGGCUAUUCCCCUUACGCUCUCCCCCAAAGCUACGCAGCCGCGCCGUCCCUCUUCGGGGGAGCGUGGGGCGCGGGCGCAUCAGCAGGGGGGGCGCACUGUUAUGGGGGGAUGGGGGGCGGGGGCAGGGGCGGGGGAGGCGCGGAGGGGGCGGCGGUGGAGAUGGAAUUGAGGGUGCUGUGCCCCGCGGAUAAAGUGGGGAUCGUGAUUGGCAAGGGCGGGUCGCGGAUCAAGCAGAUCAAGGAGGAGACGGGCGCGCGAGUGAAGGUGACAGAGGCCGUGGCGGAUUGUGAUGAGCGCAUCGUGAUCAUUGAUGCCAUGGAGGCGCCCUUCUCCGGCCACUCGCCCACGGAGGUGGCGCUGUUCCGCGUGCAUGCAGCCAUCUCACGCUCUCCCCCUCUCCAAUCCUCCCCUCUCCCUCCUUCUCCCCCUCUACUCCCCCCCCAGGCGCCCUUCUCCGGCCACUCACCCACAGAGGAGGCGCUGUUCCGCGUGCAUGCAGCCAUCUCGCAACACCAUGCGGGCGACAGGGCGGCAGGGGCAGCAGAGGAGGGCGGGAGAGACACCCACGGGGUCACUGCUCGACUGCUCGUUAGAAAGGGGCAGGUGGGGUGUGUGAUGGGCAAGGGCGGCAGCAUAAUCAGCGAGCUGAGGAGCACCAGCAGGGCGCGCAUCAACAUCCCACCCAGGGAUCAGCUGCCCAAAUGCGCCGAUGAGAGCGACGAAGUGCUCGUGGUAUCAGGCGCCUCCUCCGGUGUCACGCGCCCCACUGUGUGUUUCCAUGUCUUCUUCUCCCUCCCCCCCCCCGUCUUCUUCUCCCUCCCCCCCCCCGUCUUCUUCUCCCUCCCCCCCCCCGUCUUCUUCUCCCUCCCCCCCCCCCCCGUCUUCUUCUCCCUCCCCCCCCCCGUCUUCUUCUCCCUCCCCCCCCCCCGUCUUCUUCUCCCUCCCCCCCCCGGUCUUCUUCUCCCUCCCCCCCCCCGUCUUCUUCUCCCUCUCCCCCCCCCGUCUUCUUCCACCAGGUAUCAGGCGAGCCCCACUGUAUCAGACGAGCCCCACUGUGUGUCACACGCCCUGCGCCUCAUCUGUGCGCGCAUCCGAGGCAGGGAAACCGUAUCAGGCGAGCCCCACUGUGUGUCCCACGCGCUGCGCCUCAUCUGUGCACGCAUCCGAGGCAGGGAAACCGCCGUUGCCUCUAAAGGCGCUGCUGCCGGUGAUGCUCGUGCUGCUGCUGGUGGUGCUCGUGCUGGUGCUGGUGGUGGGGGUGGUUAUGCGGAGACAGGGAGGGGAGGGGGAGGGGGAGGGGGUUACGGCUAUCCUGGGUCGAGCAGUCGAGGGGAUGGGGCGUAUGGGUAUUCAACACAACCAGCAGCAGCAGCGGCGCCAGCCGUGGUGGCCACUCUGUCUGCUGCAGGGCCUGAUGGCACUGUUGGGUGGUCAUACGAGCCAAAGGUGGAACCUUCCUACCAUGGUUCUGGCAUCUCUUCUUUUCGAGUUGACUCAGAAUCAACCUCCCUCUCUCACCCCCCUCUCCUCUCCUCCGCACACCCCUCCUUUCUGAGCAGCCAAAGGGGCUCUGGCUGGGAUGUGGCACCGGCAGCAGCGCAAGAGUAUGGCAGCUACUCACAUGCCUCUGCACCCGCGUCUGCCCACUUCUCCUCGCCUCCUCCCACUCACACUGCUGCUGCUGCCAGUGCUGGUGGUACUACUGGUGGCGGCAGUGCCAGUGCUGGUGCUGCUGGUGGGUCAGGGGGAGCGGCAGGAGGAGGAGUGAUGACAGCGCUGGUGACAGUACCUGCUGUGGCAGCAGGAGCGGUUAUCGGCAAAGGGGGAGCCAACAUCCAGCAGAUCAAAAGCAUCUCAGGGGCGCGCGUGCGCAUGUAUGAGGGGAGGGAGGGCGAGAGCGAGCGGGUGGUGGAGGUGGUGGGGUCGGCGGACCAGGUGCAGGCGGCUCAGGCCAUCAUCCAUGCUUUUGUCAUCAAAGGCACCGCCGCUGCUGAGAGGCACGCGGAGAGGCGUGAUGCUUAUUGA